This is a messenger RNA of Alternaria incomplexa, 2778 nucleotides long. RefSeq lists its product as uncharacterized. The transcript has 2 exons. The record is from RefSeq and is a predicted model, not a curated record. Gene Ontology annotation, molecular function: protein binding. NCBI's taxonomy places the organism in Eukaryota, Fungi, Ascomycota, Dothideomycetes, Pleosporales, Pleosporaceae. The coding region runs from base 1 to 2778 and encodes 925 amino acids.
AUGUCUCUGAAAUCAAAUGAGAAGCGCUGUAUGAGCCUGCUCUACUCGACAGGUCUCGAAGACUAUCGAAAUCAACUACCUAAACCUGUGGAGGGCACUUGCAGCUGGAUUCUUAACGAUCCACAGUAUAUGUCUUGGCUCACAUCUAACGAGACGGGCUUAUUGUGGGUCACAGGUGAACCAGGUUGCGGAAAGACGAUGCUUUCUUUGUACCUCACCGAGCACCUGGCGAUCGAGUCUCCAUCUUCAUCCGGACCAGAAGUCUUCUACUUCUUUUGUGACGACAAAGUAGGUACGCAGAGGGAUGCAAAAGAAAUGAUGAAGAGCAUCCUACACCAGAUCCUGCUACGACACCGAAGUCUCAUCAAAUACAUGAAGUCGAGAUGGGAAGCCACAGGCCAUCAUCUUGUGGAUUCCUUUCACGCUCUAUGGGAGAUCUUCGUUCGUAUUGUGAAAGAAGCGAGGCUAGGUUCAUUCGGUAUUAUCGUCGAUGCGAUCGACGAAUGCGAACCAAACACUCGGCGGCUGUUCCUCCAGGCAAUCAAGCAGCUGGUGCAGGAAGCGCGUCGUGCGACCCGUCGCUCACGAAGUUUUGUCAAGUUCCUGUUCACUAGUCGACCUUCACCGCAAGACCUCAGCGUUCUUGAAGAAACCCAGAACACUGUCCUGCCACUAGAUGGAAACCAAGCCAGAAUCAGCGAAGAGAUUCGACUCGUUAUUCGCAAUAAGCUUGGGCGGAUCGCCAGCAAGCUGGGCUGCUCGGCCGAGACCAUUGCUGAAUUGGAAGCGCUGCUCACGGAAAAGGCGGAAAAGUCAUUCCUGUGGCUAAACAUCGUACUCAAGUCACUUGAGGAUAGUCCUUCUACGUCGAAGAGAGAUCUCAAGCGAAUUAUCAACGACUUCCCUCGUGAGCUACAAGCGACGUAUGCGGAGUUUCUCUACCGUAUACCCGAUAGUAGGAAAAUCAUCGCCUCCACCGUCUUACGCCUCUUGCUGGGAAGUUCGAGGCAUCUGUCGUUAGACGAAAUGAACAUAGCCUACACCAUUGAUGGCAGCCUGGAGGGCUAUCAGACUGUUGCCGAGGUGAUGGAAGACCGUCAGACCGCGCUCGAGCAGAUGUUACAACUUGUUGUGGGCCCUUUCGUUCGUAUCGAGGCGCAGAAGGUGUCUCUUAUCCAUCAGUCUGUGAAAGACUUUCUGACCGGACAUGCACUGUCAUCGCCAGACAGUACAGUUCGAGAAUUUGGUACUUCGACUCCGACGGCAGCGCUCCAUAUGGCUUCCACAUGUAUUCGAUACCUUUCUCUUGAGGAAUUCGCGACCGAUAUCUUCAUACUCCCGACCCUUCCGUGGGAUGAGGACGACACAAUUGCUGGUGUGCAAGAAGACACCGAUUCAGAAUCUUUAUUCGACUUGGGUUUCGACAUGAAAGGAGAUACCAUCAUGGAUACCGGUGACGGAUCCGAUGAAAGAACCCGCGUGUCUAUCGCUGAGCGAUACCAGUUUUACGACUAUGCUGCAAUGCACUGGGCUAGACAUUAUGCACAAUGCGAGACCGUUGUCGACAGAUCUACCCAGGAAGCUUUUCGCAGUUUGACACAACCCGGGAGUGGCAUGCUCACAAAUUGGCUCAAAUACUAUUGGUUUGAGACGGAUAUGGAGUAUGUGCUACCAGACUAUUUCGACACUGUCAUGGUGGCUGCGUUCUUUGACUGUGCAGUCAUGCUCAACGAUUGCUUGCGCAUGCCAACCGAACAGCUCAGCAAAGAUCGUGCUCUAUUUUGGGCCGCGAGGAUGGGAAGUGCAAAAUCGGUGGAGGUGCUGCUUCGGCAUAGUGCAAACCCUAAUUCGCGCGUAGUUGAACUACACACUCCAUUAACUAUAGCUUCUCAUCAUGGCCACGUUGAGGUUGUAAGAACUCUCCUGCAUGAUACACGUACCAGUAUCAAUGCCGAAGGACCGUCCGGUCGUUCUGCCUUAUCGUACGCGGCUGGAAACAGUCACCAGGAAAUCUUUCAGAUGCUUUUUAACCGGCAUGAUUGCCGGCCUGAACACCAGGAUAACAACGGAUGGACAGCUCUUUUCUGGGCCAUGGAAAGAGACCACACGGUGAUUGGGCGUGCUCUGCUUGCCCACAAAGCUGUGGAUGUCAAUCAUGUCGACCGCCAGGGCCGCUCAAUACUGUCUUGGGCUGCAGGCGAAGGCUUUCUACAGGCCUUGAAGAUGCUACUCAAGCAACCGGGUGUGGACACAAAUCUCAAAGACAAGAAGGGCCGGACACCAUUGCUAUGGGCUGCCAACAACGGCCAUGGAGAGGCCAUUGAUGUCCUUAUGAGGGAUGACUACAAAAUCGACAGGCAAAGCAAAGACAAUGACGGUAGAAGUGCUCUUUCUCUAGCCUGUGGCGGCGGCCACACAGAUUGCGUAAGAGCCUUGAUCAAAUAUCGGUGUGGAGAUGAGAACGAAGAAGAUGUGAGCGGAUGGACACCACUUGCUUGGGCUCUGGACCGCCAGUCCCCUCCAACAGUGGGCGCUUUACUAGCGGGUCGGGAGGUGAAGCUUGACCAUCAGGAUCAGAGCAAGAAGACUGCUUUGAUAUGGGCAGCAGAAUACGGCUACUAUGACGUGGUGGAGAUGUUGCUGCAGCAAGGUGCCGAUCCUCGUAUAACUAGUACAAAUGGUCGAACCGCUCUAGACAUGGCAGAGUUGUAUGGGCGUACAGAGAUCGCAGCUUUGCUCAGACAGGUAAUGUCGAUGGAGGAGAAUACUGUUUGGUGA